GCUACCACUUCCAAUAUUUUUCAACACACACACACACACACACACACAACUUUUUCAAGAAUCUUCUUUCUCUAUAUAUACAGAAGCAUUAGCUUUAUAUUGAAGAAAAUUCACAAAGGCAAAAACCCACGUUAAUUAAUUUAUUGCUCAAGAAAGAAGCAAUAUUGUACUACUAUCUUUAAAGACCAUGAGAAUCUUGCCUUUUCUUGCCAUUUUUCUCUUGUGUGGAGUGAUUUCUAGCCAUGCCAAAACUCAUCAUCAAACCUAUGUUGUGAGUGAUACUCCAUAUAGCAGGCUAUGUAGCAACAAAAGCAUAUUGACAGUAAAUGGGAAAUUUCCUGGUCCAACUAUUCGUGUGACAGAGGGUGAUACAAUUGCAAUUGUUGUUGUGAAUAGAGCAAAAGAAAAUAUAACUAUUCAUUGGCAUGGGGUUAAGCAGCCAAGGUAUCCGUGGUCGGAUGGGCCGGAAUACAUAACACAAUGCCCAAUCCGGCCCGGGACUAAUUUCAGCCAGAAGAUUGUGCUGUCGGACGAGAUUGGGACUAUGUGGUGGCAUGCACAUAGCGACUGGUCACGGGCUACAGUACAUGGUGCUUUGAUAGUUUAUCCUCGUAUUAAGGAUGACUAUCCUUUCCCCGUGCCCGAUGAAGAAGUUCCAAUCAUUAUAGGAGAGUGGUGGAAAAGUGAUAUAUUUGCUGUUUUGAAUGAAUUUCUUGCGGAUGGAGGAGGCCCUAAUGCAUCUGAUGCAUAUAUGUUAAAUGGACAGCCUGGUGAUUUGUAUCCAUGCUCAAACCAAGGUUUGUGUUUCUUCAUUUUUAGUGGUAUAUAUGUGCUAGUAUCUAAUAUUUUAAAUUUUAUUUUAUGGAAUUAUAGUGAAUCUGCAUAUGGGGGACAAUUUUCAAAAAUAGUUUCUAAAAUCCGAUUGCAUUUUUUUAAUGUAUUUUUUAUGGCUUACCUCAAACCCUUCACCACCGACUACAUCGCCAUCUCCCCAGGCCAAACCAUCGACUUAUUCAACUACACGGCGGCCGCUGUUCCCCAGGAUCUGUGGGAGCCACAAAACGGGACGAGGGUGAGAAUGUUGGACUUCAACGCGACGGUGGAGCUCGUGUUUCAGGGUACUAGCACGGCCAGAUCACCGCUCGACCAUCCCAUGCAUCUCCACGGCCACAGCUUCUACGUCGUGGGGUGGGGGUAUGGGAAUUUCAACUCCACCCGAGACCCGCCAAACUACAAUCUCAUCGACCCGCCGCUACAGAACACCAUCGCGGUGCCCAGAGCUGGCUGGACCGCGAUCAGAUUUGUUGCCAAUAAUCCAGGGGUUUGGCUAAUGCAUUGCCAUUUCGAGAGACAUAUAACAUGGGGAAUGGAGAUGACGUUUAUUACGAGAAAUGGGAAGGGCCCAAAUGAUACGAUGCUUCCUCCACCGUCGGAUUUCCCUAUGUGUUGAUCAAAUUCAGGAGAAAUUUUUGAAUGUACGAAUAUUCAAUAUUCGCGAUUUAAAAAUAGGUGGUGUGGCGAAAAAUAAAUGUUUUCAAAUUAUAUUUGUAAUAAGUUAGAAAAGUUAUUAGAUUUGGAAUAAUUUUUUUUUAUAAUCGAUUGAUGUAACUUGUGGGUUUCACAUUGGGGAGAACUGAGAACAUAAUGAGCAAUCAUAUAUUGAAGUGUAUUGUGUAACGUUCCCACUUUUAUAAGUGAAAUGAAUAUAUUUAAUGAGAUUUUGUUA
Messenger RNA from Salvia hispanica, 1726 nucleotides. NCBI's taxonomy places the organism in Eukaryota, Viridiplantae, Streptophyta, Magnoliopsida, Lamiales, Lamiaceae. The record is from RefSeq and is a predicted model, not a curated record.